Messenger RNA from Nomascus leucogenys (northern white-cheeked gibbon), 5286 nucleotides. RefSeq names its product sterol regulatory element binding transcription factor 2 (gene SREBF2). Gene Ontology annotation, molecular function: RNA polymerase II cis-regulatory region sequence-specific DNA binding; protein dimerization activity; DNA-binding transcription factor activity, RNA polymerase II-specific. The record is from RefSeq and is a predicted model, not a curated record. NCBI's taxonomy places the organism in Eukaryota, Metazoa, Chordata, Mammalia, Primates, Hylobatidae. Gene Ontology annotation, cellular component: nucleus. Gene Ontology annotation, biological process: positive regulation of cholesterol storage; positive regulation of transcription by RNA polymerase II.
UGGAGGCGGGGCCGCAGGGGGCGCGGGCUGGGGCGGGGGAAUCCCGCCCCGCCUUUUCCGUGCGGCGCCCGGGCGCAACGCAAACAUGGCGGCGGGUGGCACCCGUCGGUGAGGCGAUACCGGGCGGAGGUUGUCGGGUGUCAUGGGCGGUGGCGACGGCACCGCCCCCGCGUCUCCCUGAGCGAGACGGCAGGGGGGCUUCUGCGCUGAGCCGGGCGAUGGACGAGAGCGGCGAGCUGGGCGGUCUGGAGACCAUGGAGACCCUCACGGAGCUGGGCGACGAGCUGACCCUGGGGGACAUAGACGAGAUGCUGCAAUUUGUCAGUAAUCAAGUGGGAGAGUUCCCUGACUUGUUUUCAGAACAGCUGUGUAGCUCCUUUCCUGGCAGUGGUGGUGGUGGUAGCAGCAGCGGCAACAGCGGCAGCAGCAGCAGCAGCAGCAGCAGCAAUGGCAGGGGCAGCAGCAGCGGAGCUGUGGACCCUUCGAUGCAACGGUCAUUCACCCAGGUCCCAUUACCUUCCUUCUCUCCCUCGGCGGCCUCCCCACAGGCUCCAACCCUGCAGGUCAAGGUUUCUCCCACCUCAGUUCCCACCACACCCAGGGCAACUCCUGUUCUUCAGCCCCGCCCCCAGCCUCAACCUCAAGCUCAGCUGCAACAACAGACGGUAAUGAUCACCCCAACAUUCAGCACCGCUCCGCAGACGAGGAUCAUCCAGCAGCCUUUGAUAUACCAGAAUGCAGCUACUAGCUUUCAAGUCCUUCAGCCUCAAGUCCAAAGCCUGGUGACAUCCUCCCAGGUACAGCCGGUCACCAUUCAGCAGCAGGUGCAGACAGUACAGGCCCAGCGGGUGCUGACACAAACGGCCAAUGGCACGCUGCAGACCCUUGCCCCGGCUACGGUGCAGGCAGUUGCUGCGCCACAGGUGCAGCAGGUCCCGGUCCUGGUCCAGCCUCAGAUCAUCAAGACAGAUUCCCUUGUUUUGACCACACUGAAGACAGAUGGCAGCCCUGUUAUGGCUGCGGUCCAGAACCCGGCCCUCACCGCCCUCACCACCCCUAUCCAGACGGCUGCCCUUCAAGUACCAACCCUGGUGGGCAGCAGUGGGACCAUUCUGACCACAAUGCCUGUAAUGAUGGGGCAAGAGAAAGUGCCCAUUAAGCAGGUACCUGGGGGAGUCAAGCAGCUUGAGCCCCCCAAAGAAGGAGAAAGGCGGACAACCCACAAUAUCAUUGAGAAACGAUAUCGCUCCUCCAUCAAUGACAAAAUCAUCGAAUUGAAAGACCUGGUCAUGGGGACAGACGCCAAGAUGCACAAGUCUGGCGUUCUGAGGAAGGCCAUUGAUUACAUCAAAUACUUGCAGCAGGUCAAUCAUAAACUGCGCCAGGAGAACAUGGUGCUGAAGCUGGCAAAUCAAAAGAACAAGCUUCUAAAGGGCAUCGACCUAGGCAGUCUGGUGGACAAUGAGGUGGACCUGAAGAUCGAGGACUUUAAUCAGAAUGUCCUUCUGAUGUCCCCCCCAGCCUCUGACUCAGGGUCCCAGGCUGGCUUCUCUCCGUACUCCAUUGACUCUGAGCCAGGAAGCCCUCUGUUGGAUGAUGCAAAGGUCAAAGAUGAGCCGGACUCUCCUCCUGUGGCGCUGGGCAUGGUAGACCGCUCACGGAUUCUUCUGUGUGUCCUCACCUUCCUGUGCCUCUCCUUUAACCCCCUGACUUCCCUGCUGCAGUGGGGAGGGGCCCAUGACUCUGACCAGCACCCACACUCAGGCUCUGGCCGCAGUGUCCUGUCAUUCGAGUCAGGUUCUGGGGGCUGGUUUGACUGGAUGAUGCCUACUCUUCUCUUAUGGCUGGUAAAUGGUGUGAUUGUCCUGAGCGUCUUUGUGAAGCUGCUGGUUCAUGGGGAGCCAGUGAUCCGGCCACACUCGCGCUCCUCGGUCACCUUCUGGAGGCACCGGAAACAGGCAGACCUGGAUCUCGCCAGAGGAGAUUUUGCAGCUGCUGCCGCCAACCUACAAACCUGCCUGGCAGUUUUGGGCCGGGCACUGCCCACCUCCCGCCUGGACCUGGCCUGCAGCCUCUCCUGGAACGUGAUCCGCUACAGCCUGCAGAAGCUACGCCUGGUGCGCUGGCUGCUCAAGAAAGUCUUCCAGUGCCGGCGGGCCACGCCAGCCACUGAGGCAGGCUUUGAAGACGAAGCUAAGACCAGCGCCCGGGAUGCGGCUCUGGCCUAUCACCGGCUGCACCAGCUGCACAUCACAGGGAAGCUUCCUGCAGGAUCCGCCUGUUCCGAUUUACACGUGGCAUUAUGUGCCGUAAACCUGGCCGAAUGUGCAGAGGAGAAGAUCCCACCGAGCACACUGGUUGAGAUCCAUCUGACUGCUGCCAUGGGGCUCAAGACCCGGUGUGGAGGCAAGCUGGGCUUCCUGGCCAGCUACUUCCUCAGCCGAGCCCAGAGCCUGUGUGGACCCGAGCACAGUGCUGUUCCUGACUCCCUGCGCUGGCUCUGCCACCCCCUGGGCCAGAAGUUUUUCAUGGAGCGGAGCUGGUCUGUGAAGUCAGCUGCCAAGGAGAGUCUAUACUGUGCCCAGAGGAACCCAGCUGACCCCAUUGCGCAGGUCCACCAGGCCUUCUGCAAGAACCUGCUGGAGCGAGCUAUAGAGUCCUUGGUGAAACCUCAGGCCAAGAAGAAGGCUGGAGACCAAGAAGAAGAGAGCUGUGAAUUCUCCAGUGCUCUGGAGUACUUGAAAUUACUUCAUUCUUUUGUGGACUCUGUGGGGAUUGUGAGCCCCCCACUCUCCAGCAGCUCCGUGCUCAAAUCCGCCCUGGGUCCAGACAUCAUCUGUCGGUGGUGGACGUCUGCAAUCACUGUGGCCAUCAGCUGGCUCCAGGGAGACGAUGCAGCUGUGCGCUCUCAUUUUACCAAAGUGGAACGCGUCCCCAAGGCCCUGGAAGUGACAGAGAGCCCCCUGGUGAAGGCCGUCUUCCAUGCCUGCAGAGCCAUGCAUGCCUCACUCCCUGGGAAAGCAGAUGGGCAGCAGAGUUCCUUCUGCCAUUGCGAGAGGGCCAGCGGCCACCUAUGGAGCAGCCUAAAUGUCAGCGGGGCCACCUCUGACCCUGCCCUCAACCACGUGGUCCAGCUGCUCACCUGUGACCUGCUGCUGUCGCUACGGACAGCACUCUGGCAAAAACAGGCCAGUGCCAGCCAGGCUGUGGGGGAGACCUACCACGCAUCAGGCGCUGAACUGGCGGGCUUCCAACGGGACCUGGGCAGCCUGCGCAGGCUGGCACACAGCUUCCGCCCAGCGUACCGCAAGGUGUUCCUGCAUGAAGCCACCGUGCGCCUGAUGGCAGGAGCCAGCCCCACCCGCACCCACCAGCUGCUGGAACACAGCCUGCGGCGGCGCACCACGCAGAGCGCCAAGCACGGAGAGGUGGAUGCCUGGCCCGGCCAGCGAGAGCGGGCCACCGCCAUCCUGCUGGCCUGCCGCCACCUGCCCCUCUCCUUCCUCUCCUCCCCGGGCCAGCGGGCAGUGCUGCUGGCCGAAGCUGCCCGCACCCUGGAGAAGGUGGGCGACCGGCGCUCCUGCAACGACUGCCAGCAGAUGAUUGUUAAGCUGGGUGGUGGCACUGCCAUUGCCGCCUCCUGACCACCAGGUUCAGCCCACCCCUCCACCUCUCUCUCGGUUUCUCUCUCUUCCCCCCCAGCAUCUUCCCGCUGAGAGUGGUGGGGAGGAGCCUUGUCUUCUUAGCUGUCACCUGCCAAGGCUUCUGGGCCACCUCAGGCCAGCAGACCCCUGGGCAGAGCCCCUUAAAGCUGCUGUCACUAGAUGCCCAUGGUCCAGGGCCUGGUGGGCAUGAGAGGAAAGGUGGCAGGGCAGAAACUGGGCAGCCCUGACUUGAUAGCAGCAGGGGGAGCUCCCAAGCUGCCAAGCCCCUGCCUCCAGCCUUUCCUGAGUUUCUUUCUCCUGAACCCGACUCUCUCCUUUUUGCUUCCUCAGUUUUUAUCAGGCUUUCUCUGGGGGACAGCAGUCUCUGAGCACCAGGGAGCAGUUGCCCUCAGGCCUGUGCCCAGCAUGCCCUCCCCUUUUUAUACGAAUGUUUUCUACCAGUGUGCUUGGGUUUGCCAUGAUGCGAGGCUGAGUUGCUGUAGCGUCUUGAUUCCCUCCCUGGGUCUGUGUUCCCUCCCCUGGGCAUGACAGCCUGCUCAUUUGUUUUUCCCUUUAUUACACAGGACAGCCAGGGGAGGAGGGAGGCCCAGCCCUGGGAGGCUGGUGGGAGGCAGGGGGCAGGCCUGCGGAUGGAUGAAAUAAUGUUGGCAUUAUUUUUUAAUUUUUUAAAAAAUAAAUGGUAUCUUAUUUAAUUGUCCUGUUCCUUCCCACUCCCCGCCUCCUAGGAUGUCAGCCCAAGCUCAGGGUAGGCCCAGGGGGCUGGGAGAAAUGAAGCCACCCAUUGGGACUGGGGACCAGGGGCCUUCAGCAUGGCUUCUAGGUUCCCUCCUCCCCCUACCCCAACUCCUACCUCCACAGUACAGAAUGUCCCCAACUUAACAGUGGUUCAACUUAAACCAUGUUUCAACUUUACAAUUGGUCUGUUGGGGUAUUAAAUGAAUUUUUGACUUAGGAUAUUUUCAUUUAUGAUGGGUUUAUCAGGAAGUAACCCCAUGGUAAGUUGAGGCAUAUCUGUAUAUUUUUAUCCCUAAUUCUUGAGCUGAAGAUAAACCAGGAUGGCAGGGACCAACCCCCAAUCCCUCCCCAGCGGCAAGCCUUUCUUUUCAGAGUGGGCAGAAGGUUGCCUAUGGUGGGCACUAGGAAUGAGGUCCCCUGCCUCAAUGCGGGUCCUAGGAGAAAAAGUCCUACUUUACUGGGCCCCCAGGUGCAGCACCUCCUGAAGACUGUUUCUCCCAUGGCCUCCUGAGUGACGGGCCCUGCCUCCCUGUGCCCCAUCCUCAGGCUGGUUGGAGCAGAGGGUGGGCAGUAGCCCCAGCACAGACUGGGGGGUGCUCACAGCAGGGCCACCUUGAUGCAGGCUGGAAGUUAUCCCUGGGGUGUGCUUGGACCCCACCUGCUUUCUUUCUCUCAUGCCCCUCCCCUACUCUCACUGUAACUUAUGGACCCUGCCCGCCUGCGUGUCGUGUGUAUGUCCUGUGCCUUUUCUCACUAUUGUUUGGGGGUGGGAGGGGGUGGUUUUUCACUGAAAAGGGGGAUACACCCUUGGCUUUCUUGAUGUUCAAUCAGUCACCGUGUCCCAGACAUAGGUUAUUCAAUAAACACAGAUUGGUACCACCCAGCA